This is a messenger RNA of Salvia miltiorrhiza (redroot sage), 1334 nucleotides long. RefSeq lists its product as uncharacterized. The record is from RefSeq and is a predicted model, not a curated record. Gene Ontology annotation, cellular component: nucleus; site of double-strand break. The coding region runs from base 166 to 1230 and encodes 354 amino acids. Gene Ontology annotation, biological process: double-strand break repair. Gene Ontology annotation, molecular function: ubiquitin-protein transferase activity; nucleosome binding; metal ion binding. NCBI's taxonomy places the organism in Eukaryota, Viridiplantae, Streptophyta, Magnoliopsida, Lamiales, Lamiaceae. The transcript is spliced from 6 exons.
AUUACCGUUGUACAACUUCUCUUAUUCCUUCCCCCAAUCCGCAGCAAUAAUUCCGCCAUAUCGGAAUCUCUAAGCUUCAGAAGAAAAUGGUUGUUCCUUUUUGAAGACGAUUCGAACAGGAACCCCGAAAUCUCGGGAAACCCAGCCAAAAAACGACUAGAAAUCAUGGAAAAUGGACAGAAAGAUGAGAGUUUGUUCAGUCCGGGGUUCCGAUCAGUCGCCGCCAUGGCUGGUUGGGACGAAGAGGCGCUCUUGAUCGCAAGCCUCAUCGUCGAAGACACCCCCGAUCGACAGUUCAAGCAGAAGAAGAGAUCCGAUUUGCACAGUUUGAAAACCCCACCAACAAAUUCAAGAAGAAAACGGAGGGCUCAGAGACAAAGUCCUAUACCUGUUACCGUUCUUGAUCUUGAUGAAGAUGAGCCUAUACCUGUUACCGUUCUUGAUCUUGAUGAAGAUGAGCCAAAACCAAAACAAGAGAGUGAGUCAACAAGUAAAGAGGGCACAGGCAUUGCAGAAGUAGAGAAGCAUAGUAGUAGGGUAGAAGAUGAGGAAGUGAAUGCAAAGAGCAGUGGUGUUUCCAGCUCGACCCCUUCGAUUCCAUGCCUUGAUCGCCUCCGGGAGGAGCUCUCUUGUGCUAUUUGUCUCGAGAUAUGUUAUGAACCGAGUACCACGCCUUGUGGACACAGUUUUUGUAAGAAAUGUUUGAGCUCCGCGGCUGAUAGAUGCGGGAGGAAGUGCCCCAAGUGCAGGCAGAUCAUUAGCACCGGGAAGUAUUGCAAAGUGAACACGGUGCUAUGGAACACGGUUCAGCUGCUGUUUCCGCAGGAGGUAGAGGCAAGAAAGGCAGCUGAUUCUGCCUCAGAGAGCGGCGAACAUCCUCAAUCAAGAACGAGGAACCAUCAUAUCACGCGAAGCAGAGCUGUUGAGGACUUGCGUAGUCUAGAGUCGUCUAGCCAUGGCAAUGGUGCGGAGAGGAGAAGAAACCAUGAACGCGAACGCACCAGAAGCCGGCCUCAGUCGGGCAGAGGAGACACUACAAGAACGGAAUUGGCUAGCCAAGAUAGGGAUGCUGCACUGGCUUUGAGGCUGCAGAGGGAAGAAUUUAUGGAGGCAUUUUCGAUGCCGGACGACCGGAGAAGCUCACUUGCACCUGCAACUGCAAGAGCUAAUUUGAGGGCUAUGGCUUCGAGGGCCAUUAACAUUCGGAUAGGCAGGGGACGAAGAGACUAAAUGAAUAACAUUAGACAUCUUUUUUUAUUCGAGUAAGAAAUCUGUUUUUGCAUUGUUAUCGUGUUGUCAUUUGUGAAUCUCCAAUACAAUACACAAGUUAUAAC